AUGACACAACGCGGGGCCCCAAGGUUCCCCACACGGCCGGUGGCCCAGUUGCUUGGGUCUAAUGGCCCGGUACACGCAGUAGCCUACUCGGCAACACCCGGCACUUACAUCCUCGCAGGCUCCUCCGACAGGUCCAUCAGGCUCUACAACCCAUCCUCAACGACACCGGUACCCAGCACCGGCAGCAGCACCGGCAGCAGCAACAGCAGCAGCAACAGCAUCACCGCCCGCUCUAGCCUCACACCACCCCAACCCCCGGCCGGCAAACUGAUCCAAACCUACACCUCCCACACCUACGAAGUCCUCUCCCUCGCCAUCUCCCCCUCCAACGCCCGCUUCGUCUCCGGCGGCGGCGACCGCGCCGUCCUCCUCUGGGACGUAGCCACAGCCCAAGCCAUCCGCCGCCUCGGCGCCUCCUCCACGGCCCACUCCCACACCGGCCGGGUCAACGCGGUUUGUUUCGCCGGCCUAGGCGGCAGCGACGACGGCGAAGCCAACCUUGUCGUCUCGGGCGGUCUGGACGCGACGGUCCGUCUCUGGGAUCUUCGCAGUCACACCGGCGGGAGCGGUGGUAAACCGAUCCAGGUCCUGCAGGAGGCCAGGGACGCCGUGACGGCGCUGGCGGUGGAUGGGUCGGAUGGAGCGCAGAUUCUGGCGGCGAGUGUGGACGGCCGGGUGCGGACGUAUGAUGUGCGCAUGGGGAGGUGUGUGACGGAUGUUUUCCCCGCUAGUGUGACUAGUUUGUCGUUGGCGAGGGAUGGGAAGACGGUGUUGGUGGGGUCGUUGGAUAGUAAGAUUCGGUUGAUGGAUCGGAGGGAUGGGUCGUGUUUGCGGACUGCGGGAGGAUGGCGGAAUGAGGAGCUGAGGGUGCAGAGUGUGUUGGGUGGUGGAGAGCGGUUCGUCGUAGCUGGGGAUGAGCUUUCAUCCACCUCAUCGUCGUCAUCAUCAUCCUCCCUCCAAAACGAGAAGAAAGGAGAGAAACCGACAACCGAGAACACAAACGAAGGCAAGGUAUGGGCAUGGGACGUCAUGACCGGCAAGCUCAUCGCCACCCUGCCCGUUCCCUGGGGCGGUGGUAGCGAGAGUAGAAAGAGAGUCAUUGGACGAGACGGCAAGGAAAAAGAGAGGAAGAACGUGGUGAGCUGCAUUGCGUGGAAGGAUGGCGGGUUUGGGGACCAGUUCUGCGUCGGCGGGACGUCGGGGGUGGUCACAGUGUUUGGGGAGUAA
Dichotomopilus funicola is the source of this 1227-nucleotide messenger RNA. RefSeq lists its product as uncharacterized. Lineage: Eukaryota; Fungi; Ascomycota; Sordariomycetes; Sordariales; Chaetomiaceae. Gene Ontology annotation, cellular component: catalytic step 2 spliceosome. The transcript has 3 exons. Gene Ontology annotation, biological process: mRNA splicing, via spliceosome. Gene Ontology annotation, molecular function: protein binding. The record is from RefSeq and is a predicted model, not a curated record. Bases 1 to 1227 code for a protein of 408 amino acids.